CGUGCCGUCAUGCGACUUAGAUGUCCUUUUAUAGACGCUAUCCGCAGUUGCUCGGAUAAUUUUCAUCUGCCUCAGAAGUGCAGAAUUCGAGUUGACACUGCAUCUGCAUUAAAUUCAUGUUUCAAGGCGACUGGCCCGCUAUUGUCGACGCAUAUAAAUUGUUCCUGUUCUCAGCAGUAUUGGCGCAGAGUGACUUCGAUUGGACUACUAUUGAACCAACGAGCAACUUAUCAUGGGUCGACUGCUACUCCGACUAUCAGUGCACACGUUUCCAGGUACCCAUCGACUACUCGAAUGAGGACAGUGACAAAGCUGCUCUUGCGGUAAUCAAGCUUUCCGCUCAAUCCGAGACUGACUAUAAAGGAACCGUACUGAUCAAUCCGGGAGGCCCUGGCGAAAGUGGUAUCGCUACAAUCAUUUCCAGUGGUUCGGCUCUCGCCUCUGUCAUCGGGAACCAAUACGACAUCAUCAGCUUCGAUCCUCGUGGGGUCGCCAAUUCGACGCCUCGAGCAGAGUUCUUCCUCUCCGAACAAGAGCACUUGCAAUGGCUUGCUAGUACCGAUCAUUGGAGCUAUGUUGUCAACGCGACCUCAGACCAAAUUCCUCAUCUAUGGGCAUCCACACAAGUUGUCGCGGAAUUGGCCAAGGAAAGAGACAACGGGAUCUUGGAUUACAUCACUACGGACAAUGUCGCUCGAGAUAUGCUGCGAAUUAGUGAGGCAGCGGGUCAAGAGAAGCUACAGUAUUGGGGAUUCUCUCAUGGGACGGUUCUUGGCGCCACUUUUGCUGCCAUGUUCCCUGAUAAUGUUGAACGUAUCGUGCUUGAUGGUGUUUUCGAUAUGGAUGGCUAUUACAGGGGCGACUGGCGAAAUGAGAUCCUCGAUACUGACAAGGACAUGCAAUCAUUCUUCGACGGAUGCGCGGCUGCUGGUCCCGACAGAUGUGCCUUCUACGCGCCUACUGCUGAUGAGAUAUCCAAUAACCUCAACUCCAUUUACGAGUCCCUUCUCACCGAGCCAGUCCCGGUCGUAUCCCCAUCAUUCUACGGUGUCGUCGACCAUACCGUCUUGAGAACCGCAGUUAUGAAUGCACUGUACGAGCCUUACACCUAUUUCUCUGUUCUUGCCGAAGGUCUGGCUAGUCUGGCAGCCGGGAAUGGCAGCAUAAUUUACGAUAUGCAGGCGACAACCUACGACCCAUCUUCUGCUUAUGAUAAUUCAUGGGAGGCGGAAAUUGCUGUUGCCUGCGGUGAUAGCCUGAAUAACACGGACACCGUGGCAGAUUUGUUUGCAUAUUGGGAUAGUAUCGAAGGUUUAUCGACAUUUGCCGAUAUACUCAUCAUAGCGAGGAUCAGCUGCUCUGGAUGGAAGUUCCAUCGCGAAGACAGAUUCACGGGUCCAGUCACCGGAAAUACCAGUUAUCCUAUUCUUCUUAUAGGAAACACGGCCGACCCCGUUACUCCCCUUGCUAUGGCGAAGAAGACGUCCAGCGCAUUCCCUGGCUCCGUAGUCCUGACUCAGAACUCAUCUGGGCACACAUCUUUGGUCGUUUCUUCCGCAUGCACACAGGCGUACGUUCAAGCUUACUUUCAAAACGGCACUCUGCCCGACGAGGGAACAGUUUGUGAAGUCGAGUCUGAGCUGUUCCCGACUUCGUCAAAUGCUACUGGUAGUGAGCGACGUUCUUUCCGUGGUGGCAAAUGAUUCCAAAACCUAGUUAUCAAUUCUUUCGGCUGACACUUAACCUUACUCUCCAUCGAUUUAUUCCUGGUUUGCUUCACUACUGUUUUCCGCGUCCAACUCGUACAUCCCUCUUUCUGUUCAGUUUUUUCCCAUCUGAAUGUCGCGCAGUUAUUGUACAUGUUGCUACUUUGAUUAUGGUACGUAGAUAGGCAGCUCAUGUUGCGUGUAAG
This is a messenger RNA of Guyanagaster necrorhizus, 1912 nucleotides long. Its product is annotated as alpha/beta-hydrolase. NCBI's taxonomy places the organism in Eukaryota, Fungi, Basidiomycota, Agaricomycetes, Agaricales, Physalacriaceae. The record is from RefSeq and is a predicted model, not a curated record. The transcript is spliced from 14 exons. Bases 117 to 1703 code for a protein of 528 amino acids.